GAUUAGGGUCAAGCGAGGACUGCGACCAGCUGGCUCCCACACAAUCUUAGCGGAUCAAGGAAAAUUGUCGGCUCUUGAAUUUCGGGCCUCAGUCUCUACACCAAAAAACUUCGAGCUCAACCACCAUCCCACAUACCCAUCUCCUUCUCUCACCAUCUCGGAUUGCGCACAGUAGACCGCCACAAUGGGUCGCGUUAUCCGAAACCAGAGAAAGGGUAACGGCGGUAUCUUCACCGCCAACACCCGCCUGCGAAAGGCCCCUGCCAAGUUCCGAAGCCUCGACUACGCCGAGCGCCAUGGCUACAUGCGCGGUGUGAUCAAGGAAAUCAUUCACGACCCUGGCCGUGGUGCUCCUCUCGCCCGCGUCGUCUUCCGUCACCCCUACAAGUUCAAGCAGGUGAAAGAGACCUUCAUUGCCAACGAGGGCAUGUACACCGGCCAGUUCGUCUAUGCCGGAAAGAACGCCUCGCUCACCGUCGGAAAUAUCCUCCCUCUGUCCUCCAUGCCUGAAGGUACUGUCGUCUCCAACGUCGAGGAGAAGGUCGGUGACCGUGGUACUCUCGGCCGCACUUCCGGCAACUACGUCACUAUUGUUGGCCACAACCCCGAUGAGGGCAAGACCCGUAUCAAGCUUCCCUCAGGCGCCAAGAAGGUCGUCAGCAGCAGUUCUCGCGGCAUGAUCGGUAUCGUUGCUGGUGGUGGUCGUACCGACAAGCCCCUCCUCAAGGCCUCUCGUGCCAAGCAUAAGUUCGCCGUCAAGCGCAACUCAUGGCCCAAGACUCGUGGUGUUGCCAUGAACCCUGUGGACCAUCCUCACGGUGGUGGUAACCAUCAACACAUUGGUAAGGCUUCUACCAUCUCAAGAUACGCUGCGCAGGGUCAAAAGGCGGGUCUUAUUGCUGCCAGACGGACUGGUCUGCUCCGUGGUACGCAAAAGACAAAGGAGUAAAUGUUGCUCUUUCGGUCACUGGUUUAUAUGGCGGUUGGAGUUUCGUUGUUGCUCUUUGCAUCUUCAGGUACAGGCGAGUCGAUAUGAAAUAGGCUCAAUGGGACAGUACCCGGCAUCAGAUUCUGCAUUACAGCAUCCAGCUCUCCGAAAAUUCGUACGAAGUGACGCGCAGUGUGAACGGAUGUCACGGACCUCCAUACAUGUGAAGAUAUCAUGGUCGUAAGGACGUACACACGGGCCAAUAUUAUGAGAUAGGCAGGUUCCAGACUUAAGGCUGGAUUGUGUAAUGAAAAAAAAAAAGACGUUCAACCAACCAGACAAGAUACCCUUUGACGGCAAUACCCAGAAGCGUCUGCAUGUAGUCGUUUGUAGGUUAUGAGUUGGUUCGGCCCAGUCUGUCUAUGCCAAUUUACAAGCCUUGAGAUUAUUGACACGGAUGUUUCUAUUUAAUGUACCGGUAACCUAUGAUCGUUUGACUUACAAGGUAUGGUACCAAUAAGUACAGCACGGGCCUAGCGGGACCUUCAUGAGUUUGGUGAGUCUGAUCAUCGCUAGGUAUUCGUUCGUCCAUUUGCUGCUUGCCAGAUGCUUUGUUUUAUUCCGACCCGGAUUACUGUACGGGAAGUGCCCACUAAGCAAUCUGCCAAUCUUCAUGGACCCGGCAGUUGCUUCCACUUCCACAACUUUUAGCAAUUAUGAUACAUUACCAACCGUAAAAUCUCC
This is a messenger RNA of Xylaria bambusicola, 1672 nucleotides long. RefSeq names its product 60S ribosomal protein L2. Gene Ontology annotation, molecular function: RNA binding; structural constituent of ribosome. The transcript has 4 exons. Gene Ontology annotation, cellular component: ribosome; cytosolic large ribosomal subunit. Bases 185 to 949 code for a protein of 254 amino acids. NCBI's taxonomy places the organism in Eukaryota, Fungi, Ascomycota, Sordariomycetes, Xylariales, Xylariaceae. Gene Ontology annotation, biological process: cytoplasmic translation. The record is from RefSeq and is a predicted model, not a curated record.